Armigeres subalbatus is the source of this 1952-nucleotide messenger RNA. RefSeq names its product bromodomain-containing protein DDB_G0280777-like. The record is from RefSeq and is a predicted model, not a curated record. The transcript has 3 exons. NCBI's taxonomy places the organism in Eukaryota, Metazoa, Arthropoda, Insecta, Diptera, Culicidae. Bases 660 to 1952 code for a protein of 430 amino acids.
AUCUAUCGCCGUAGAUCAACAUUGCUCGCAACCCUGCGAGAAAAUUGCUAUGACAUUGAAGUGACAGGUAUUCCACCUGUCACCGGGUGAGUGGUCAAACGUGGAUUAAUAGAAAACGUACCUAGUUAUGCUUAUGUCUGCGAAUCUUAAAUUGAAUAAUCAUAUACUAAAUGCUCUACUAUUAAUAUUGGUGAAUAUUCUGUGCAAACCAGUAAUUUAUAUUGAAUUCCUACCGGAGGCACCUGAACUGUACCGCGACUCCUUUGUUUCAAGCUCUUCCAAGAGCCUAUUGUUCAUCAAAACCGGACUAUCCCUAGAAUUGCUAUAGCUCACCACGAAAUUAUAAGAGGGAACUAAACGUGAGUAAAUCUCUGUCUUAUAUUGUUAAAUUUCACUACCUCUAAUAGUAAAGCAGAGGUUCAUAAAAGCAUGAUCGCGGAGCAUUCGAUCAAAUAUUAUAUAAAAAUAUAUUACAUUAUUGAGCCACUAAUUUAUACAAAAAUGAAAAUUUUCUCCGUAGGAAUAUUAUAUUCUACCUAUAAAAACGGAUAAUCUGUGUUCAUCAUUUCCGUCUCGGAGAAUAAUAAUAUCGGAAAAUUCCCGUUGGAGUUAAUCCAACAAAAUAUAAUAUUCGUUUAAACGAAAUAUCUGUCACGAGCAUGUCAAGUCGGGGUGCGAAAUCCGGAGAUAAAGGUGGGAAAGGAAGUGGUAAAGGAGAUAAACAGGAAGCCAAGGAUAGUGAAGUGGUUAGUGGUAAAGUGGCCGGUGCUAAUGAAAGUGAUGAUGUUGUGGUGGUGGAUGAACCGGAGAAGACCGUCGAGGGAUACACCUGCAAGUGCUGUAGAGAACUAGAUACGGACGACAUGGUGCAAUGUGAUAGGUGCGACGGAUGGUAUCACUACGAGUGUGUUGGAGUUACGGAUGAGGUUGUCGACCAAAGCUGGAGCUGUGCCAACUGCAAGACUGCAACCUGGAACCAGCGAUCGAAAUCAAUGUCAGAUAGGGAACCAGCACCUGAAAGUACCAGCAAAGAGCGCCGAUCAAAACGUGAUGUACCCAAGAAGGACGUUUCUACCAAUAUGCCAGUUAAUCAAUUGAACGAAAAGCUGGAUCUACCGAAAACAUCAGGAUCAUCUUCAAGGACACAAAGACCUACAAAGAAACUUUUCGUUCCAUCGGUGGACGGAUUACCUAUUAUUGAGUUAGAGGAAGCACGGUCUGAAGUUUCUUGUUCGUCAUCACAGCGGUCCGCUCGUAAUCGUGCUAAGUUACAGCUACAGCGACUAGAAGAAGAACGAGUUUUUGAACAACAGCAAGCAGAUCAACAGCGGUUGAGGGAACAGCAAGAAGCGGAGAAGCAUAAAUCCUUCAUGGACAGGAAGUAUAAACUAUUAGAAGAACUUGCAAGCGAAAGAGGAUCAAGUCAGGGCUCCAACAGUGUAUACUCUCAGAGACGCUUGCAGAAUUGGGUAGAAGAAGCAGACCUUUCGGAGGCAAUACAGCAACCUCGUCAACUUCCAGCACAGCGGGAGCAGGGUCAAGAAGAUCAGCUAAUAGCAUCGCAGGAAUUACGACAGCGUCAGCAGCCAGCCGUUAGAAUGUCUACGUACUUCAAUCCGAAUAUUCAACCACAGUCAACACAAAUGCAGCCAUCAUUGAGCCGAGCUCCAAGGAGGCUGGCAAACUCAACAAUUUUGGAAAACCCGGAUGGAUCGUUAGGUCAACUUCAUCUCAACAGUAUGCAUCCAGAUGAUCCAUUCCAGCUCUCACGCUCUCAAAUUGCAGCUCGACAAGCCGUUUCCAAAGACUUACCACCAUUUUCCGGAAACCCUGAGGAUUGGCCGAUCUUCUUAUCCAUGUUUAAUAGUACUACCGCUAUGUGUGGAUUCACGGAAGAGGAAAACAUUGUGCGACUGCAGAAGAGUCUGAAGGAAAGGCCUAUGAAGCUGUGA